Messenger RNA from Danio rerio (zebrafish), 5429 nucleotides. The record is from RefSeq and is a predicted model, not a curated record. Lineage: Eukaryota; Metazoa; Chordata; Actinopteri; Cypriniformes; Danionidae.
UCUGUCUCUUGAGCUCCGUCUGUUUCACUCUUUCCCUCAUCCCACAUGGACUUCUCUCACACUCCUCCUCAUAAAACUCUAUCUCAUUCUCUUUCUUUAUCCGUCUGUCUGUCCUUUUAUUCUUCUUCGUCGCUUAUGAACACAGGAAUAUUCUGACAUGCUGGAGAUGAGUUUAAGUGGGCUUUUGGAGAGCCUCCUGUUUCCGCCUCCUCGUGUUGCUGUACUACCAUGAGCAGUUCCACUCCAUCCACCACAGCUAAUGGCACUGACAGUAAACAGUAUAAAGGAGACCGAUCUCCCUGUGCCCCCUCCCGCGUCCUCCACGUCCGCAAAGUUCCCAUCGAAGUGUCCGAGGCAGAGGUCGUCUCACUAGGUGUCCCAUUUGGCAAAGUCACCAACCUAUUGAUGCUUAAAGGGAAAAAUCAAGCUUUUAUAGAAAUGGCUUCUGAAGAAGCAGCGAUGACCAUGGUCAACUACUACACCACAGCCACACCCCAUGUUCGCAACCAACCUGUCUACAUUCAGUAUUCCAACCACCGUGAGCUCAAGACUGAUAAUCUGCCCAAUCAGGGGAGAGCCCAGGCUGCUCUGCAAGCUGUCAACGCAGUGCACACUGGGAACAUGAGUCUCUCUGGGACUGCCACAGCCAGUGAUGGAGGAAUGAUGCCUGGACAGAGUCCCGUGCUUCGUAUCAUCGUAGAGAAUCUCUAUUACCCAGUGUCUCUAGAAGUGCUGCACCAGAUCUUCUCCAAAUUUGGAACGGUCCUGAAGAUCAUCACCUUCACCAAGAACAACCAGUUUCAGGCCUUGCUACAAUAUGCAGAUCCAAUGAACGCACAUCAUGCCAAAGUGGCUUUGGAUGGACAGAACAUCUACAACGGCUGCUGUACUCUGCGUGUUGAAUUCUCCAAGCUGACCAGUCUGAAUGUGAAAUAUAACAAUGACAAGAGCAGGGACUUCACUCGUCUGGACCUUCCUUCAGGAGACGGUCAGCCCACGCUCGACCCCACCAUGCAGACCGCAUUCGGGGCUCCAGGGAUCAUCUCUUCGCCGUACCCCGGGGCGGCUGGUUUCGCCCCUGCUAUUGGUUUUCCUCAAGCAGGUCUGUCAAUGCAGGCGAUGCCUGGUGCUCUGGGACCUCUGACCAUCCCUUCCUCAGCAAUGACAGGACGGAUGGCCAUCCACGGCAUGACCCCCACCGCCAUCCACUCUGUGCUCCUCGUCUCCAACCUUAACCCUGACAGUAUAUCGCCACACGAGCUCUUCAUUUUAUUCGGAGUUUAUGGAGAUGUGCACCGAGUGAAGAUUCUGUUCAACAAGAAAGAGAAUGCUUUAAUACAGAUGGCGGACGCCACGCAAGCCCAGCUUGCGAUGAGCCAUUUGAAUGGCCAGCGUCUGUAUGGUAAGGUGAUCCGUGUGACCAUCUCAAAGCACCAGACAGUGCAGCUACCUAGAGAGGGUCAGGAGGAUCAGGGCCUGACCAAAGACUUCAGUGGGAGCCCACUGCACCGCUUCAAAAAGCCCGGCUCUAAGAACUUCCAGAACAUCUUCCCUCCCUCCGCCACCCUGCACCUCUCAAAUAUCCCUCCCUCCACCACUGAUGAUUUUCUGAAAGAUCUGUUUGCCAGUUCUGGAUACACAGUCAAGGCCUUCAAGUUUUUCCAGAAGGACCGUAAGAUGGCACUGAUCCAGCUGGGUUCUGUGGAAGAGGCCAUCCAGGCUCUUAUCCACCUCCACAACCACGACCUGGGAGAAAACCACCAUCUGCGAGUGUCCUUCUCCAAAUCCACCAUCUAGCACCCCUUCACUACAAACACAUCCUUUCCCCAUCCUCCCCGUUUCAGCCCUUCUACCUUCAGCAGUCUGUAUCAUUCAGAAAGUAAGACUGACUGACAAACUUAAAAAAAAAUUACAGAUAUUCAUAUGGGUAGUUUUAGAGAUUUUUCCAAAAGAAAAAAGAAAAAAGAAUGAAAAAAGCUAAUAAGAGACUACUGCAGAACGUUUAGAAACUCUGUGAGUGAGUUUGAUUUACUCGCACCAAACCAGGGCUGGAGACACAUGGGAUAUCCAUGACAAUGUGACGUUUUUGGGAACUUCUGUGCUGACGAAGUAAGACUCCCUCUAUAGUCUACUGGUGAUAACUUUGUUGAUGUGAAACGCAAAUUAACACAAGGUGAACAAUCUCAACGACAACAAAAAAAAGUCAAUGCUGAGGAGGUUUCUUCAUCGCACACUUGCUGAUUACAUUGGAGACUGACACUCCUAUAGCCCAAUGGCCUUUUUAUCCCACACCUACUUAAGGAUGGAGCCUCAUCUGUCCCUCCCCUAAAAAAAUGACACCUUAACUCUUGUUGGCUGUUUCAACGGAGUGCCCCAUUACAUGUGGGAUGUGUUGAACGCACGGUCACCGUCUGAAUGUCGCUGACAUCGUCAUCAAGGUGCUGCUGGAAAAAAUCUGUAGCGACGGCCUGAACCGAUGGGCUUGUCCUUUUUUCUUUUGAGUAGCAUUAAAAUACGAGUGCUAUGGAUUCGAUAGCGAGUGCAUUUGAAAUUCAAUCACAACUGUUUCGGCUUACACACCUUUUGUUUCUCGGCACUUUGAGUGAUUUGAAUUGAUGACAGGCACCGUGGGGAAUGUUUGACAUCCUCAUAUCUGUUUACUGUGCAAAGAUGUAUAGCCAGAUGGUAGGCAUCUGUGAAUAGAUAGUGAAUGGUGUGAUUUGUUUUUGUUUUUUUUUCCUUGUAUAAUGGAAAUUUUAUAUUGGACAGACCAGCCUAUCGUGGCUUUCUGCACCUGCAAUGCUGUCAGACAAACAUCUGCGCUCUGCGGCGCGCAAUGUCAUUGUCCAGUCGAUCAGGUUCCUCUGAACCAGAACGACUGUUUUCAAACAUGCACGAUCAUUCCGGAAACACUUACGGCCAGCUGUCAACCUUACUGGAACGCUCCAAGCAGCAACGCCCAGCCUGACAGGAGAUUUUGUCUCCUCUUAAGUGAAAUUCUCAAUGUGAAUGGUAUAGCCCGUUCUUUCAAUGGAAAAUUGACAGUUUUUCCUUCAUUCUGUUCCCCUUCUUGCUCUGAGUUGAGUCUUUUUUCUUUGGUUCUUCUUGUUUUCCAUCUGGUCACACAGGGGCAGAAGGUUCUGUGCUCUUUUUUCUGUUCUUUCACUCCUCGGCUCUGUCCACAGGUGUGAGAGUUUGCAGCCAUGGGCUCUGUAGAAACCUUAGUGAAGCCCAUUGAGUCACAGCAAAAAAAAAAGAGGGCAGCACUCUCUUUUGCCUUGCAGUCCCACACUAAAUGCCUCUGCAUCUGAGCAAACCAAAUAUUAAAGAAAGAGUCAGUCGGAAUGACACAAAGACGCCACCUAUUUCCCAGACCUAGUCAGUUGCCACAUAGUAAAGCUGCCCUUUGAGGUAGCGUCUGAAUUGCCAUGAAAGCCCAUAAGUGACUUAUCUGCAGUGCUCUGGAAGUGGAUAAUAGUGCAAAAGUACAUAGGCAAACUCAUCUCCAACAGAAGGGAGGCCAGAGGCAGAGAUAGUAAUUUGAGACUCUGCCAUUGGUAAAACUGGAAGCUUUGUCAGUUGCUUUGUAGAGUUUAGUCAAAACGAACGAACUCCCCCUCUUUUGACUAGGAGUUGAUUUUAGUACAGUUAGAUUUAGCAUGUAGCCACAAUCAUAGCAGUACCGGACAUGCAAGUACUGAGUUUUUGAACUUGUUAAUACAGAAUUGAGGUUAGCAUUUUCCUAGCCAAAGCUAAUAACUACAUAUAGUCACUGUACUAAUGGCAAUGGAUUAAGUAAACUGAUCUAUCCACUCAAUUUCUGCUGUAAUCCUUGCACUUGUGCUACGUCAGUCAACAGGUCAAAUGGAUUUGCAAGUUAUUGCAUGGCAUGGUGACAACAAUCAAGCACUUUGUAGACCUGCUGUAGUAAGUGUCAAAACACUUGUUUGAUGUUUGCUUAAUGCUAUUUUUUUCUACACAAAGUAUUGCAUCCUUAGCGGAAUCAAUUGAAUUAUAUUACUAAUAUAUUGUAGGGAUUUUAGCUUGAUGCUAACUGUCAAACAAAAUGAAACAUUUUAAAUUAGAUUAAAGGAUUUUGUUGAUAUUUUUCAGUAUUAAAUGAAUUCUAAAUGUAUUCAGAAUCAACAGUUACGUUAAUUUUCUCACUAUCUUGUAUUUCGCGAUGCAUUCUGGAAUUGCCUUUUGCACCAAGGAUACAUAGCUGCCUUAGAUUUUGGCCAAAAUUAGCUAUCUUAAAAGACUAGGAUAGGCUGUGAUGCCUUAAAAGGUUGUCUAAUGCCUCAUUCACACUAGCAGCAACAUUUUAGCUGCCUGGAUCAGGGGGGAGCCAAGUUGGAGCACUCAUUCCGAUCCCCCAGGCUCUGCGUUGGUUGCGGAAAUUCUAAAUUCAACCAAAACAAUCGAUUACAAUUGGCUUAAGCUUGGCAAUACAAAUUUGGCACAUUGCAACCUGCAGAACCUGGGAAUUUUUUUAAGUAAGAAAAGAAACCCCAUGUGGUCAUCAACGGUCGCUGUUGCUUGCAUAGAUCUAGGUCGCCGGAAGUCACUCAAUCUCUUUUGAAAUGGAAUUUUUUGAAAAGCUUAUCGCUUUACCACUGGUUAGUUACUCGUGGUGUAAAUGAAGCUUAAAAAAGAAGGAUACUAGGUUUUGGGAAAUGGCAGUGGUACACACAUACAGAUGCUGAUUCUGUAUGUGUGUUUGGUCACUACUAGUGUGUUAUUUCCGACUGCUUCGGGACUCUAGGAUAUAUGAUGUCUCCCUUGUGCGUACAAGCGAGGUGCUGUCUCAUUUAGCAAAAAUCGGGCCUUAACAUUCCAAGGAGGGUCAAUGUAGACCCAUUGAGUAGCAUCUAAAGGGAGCAGCUUUGGUGCCUGUGUGCUAUAUCCUCUUUCGAUGUCUGUUUGAAUCACAAUCUUCAAUCAACAACCUUCGUGUUCAUGCAAGGCAAGGGACAGUGACUAUUUUGUCUUUGACUGAUUUCACCUGAAGCGAUUCAAAUCCUCGCUUUCACUUCUCAAAAGAAAUUGAAUUUUGUUGAAGUUUACAGUCUUAAAGCAAAACUAUUCAGGUCUAUAUAUCUUAAGGAUUGUCAAGAUUUUUUGAGAAAAAAAGUUACUUAUUUUUGGUAAUUUGUUCUUUUUUAUGGAAGAGAAAAAAAAAUCAAAUUUGAAACCUCAUCGGGUUUUUGUACCACUAUAAUCAUUCAAGAAAUCAUGGUGAAAAAAAAUCAUAUUUACUGUGUAUUUACCUAAUUUCUUAUUAUGUGCCUUAUUAUGUGUUCAUAAUCAAAUAGGUUUUAGAAAUUUUACCUAAAUAUCUUAUGUACUAUUUUGUGGGAUUGGUGAGAGGGUUGAUUUAUUUUGAUCUUUAAUUUUAUUUUAUCUUUGGUUGUGUAGCUCUAUUAGAU